UGUACCUACUAUGUUCAUUGUAAUUGUAUGAUAAGCCUUUCAGGUUUCAGCUGUGCCUGAGGGUCAAAAUUGAUCAAGUUUCUCGACUUCAUUAACAGAAAAGAAAUUGAGACUUGAGAGAAACAACCAAUUUAAUAAUGGACAAUAUAAAAGAAAUGGUGGUUGAACCUCUUACACAAGCAAAGUUUGUGAAACCAUUUCUCCUGCGGUACAAACAGAAUAAUGUUCCUAAGGUGUGGGAGUGCAUCAGCGUGCAUCCUAGUGUUGCUGUCAUCAUCUUCAAUGUAGACCGGAAGAAAUUAGUGUUUGUCAAGCAAUUCAGACCUGCUGUGUAUUUCAGUACACAUCCUCGGGAAGAUCGGGAACUCAUUGUCUCAAAAGAAGACCCUAAAAUGGCAAGCUCAGCUGGAGAGACUGCCUCGCUCAAUAAUUGUACUUCUAGUAGCAGUAAAUGCACUCAAACUCAACGCAGUCCUGCGUGCAAGAGACUCCCAGACCUGCCUGGAGCAUGUGGAAUAACUCUUGAGAUGUGUGCUGGCAUUGCUGAUAAAAAUGUCGACCUCAGGCAAGUUGCAAAGGAAGAAGUUCUUGAAGAAUGUGGAUAUGAAGUCAAGUUGGAGGACUUGGAAGAAGUUAUUUCCUACAGAUCAUCAGUUGGAGCCGCAGGUGACAGGCAGACAAUGUUCUUCACUGAGGUGACGGAUGCCAGUAAAGUUGCUGCUGGUGGGGGACUGGCGGCAGAAGGGGAGCUUAUCGAGGUCGUCGAGAUGUCCAUUGAAGAAGCUCGCCAGCUGCUGAAACAAAAAGCGGUGCAGUCUCCUGGCGAAUUUCUCUUUGGUCUCAUGUGGUUCCUCGCUAACAAAGCUUCUAUUUAUGAGGAACAUUAACUAUAGACAAAGAACUAGGAAAU
Hyalella azteca is the source of this 910-nucleotide messenger RNA. Its product is annotated as uridine diphosphate glucose pyrophosphatase NUDT14-like. The record is from RefSeq and is a predicted model, not a curated record. Gene Ontology annotation, biological process: ribose phosphate metabolic process; nucleoside phosphate metabolic process. The transcript is spliced from 5 exons. Gene Ontology annotation, molecular function: UDP-sugar diphosphatase activity; metal ion binding. Bases 138 to 887 code for a protein of 249 amino acids. NCBI's taxonomy places the organism in Eukaryota, Metazoa, Arthropoda, Malacostraca, Amphipoda, Hyalellidae.